Phodopus roborovskii (desert hamster) is the source of this 849-nucleotide messenger RNA. RefSeq names its product isochorismatase domain-containing protein 2A. Lineage: Eukaryota; Metazoa; Chordata; Mammalia; Rodentia; Cricetidae. The record is from RefSeq and is a predicted model, not a curated record. Gene Ontology annotation, cellular component: cytoplasm. Bases 136 to 765 code for a protein of 209 amino acids. The transcript is spliced from 6 exons.
GGGGCGGACACGUCAGGGGCGCCGACCACGUGAGCAAAGCGGGCAAAACGGUGACCCAGCCCGGAACCCGGGGAAAGUGCGCGGAACGUACCUGUUGGAGGGGCUGGCUGGACUCGAACCUGGUACCUCCGGGAAAUGGCAGCAGCCAGGGCUAGCCUGGGCCGGAUCCUCCCCGAGUCCUCCAUCCUGUUCCUGUGUGACAUGCAGGAGAAGUUUCGUCCCAGCAUUGCCUACUUCCCACAGAUCGUGUCAGUGGCCGCUCGGAUGCUAAAGGUGGCCCGGCUUUUGGAUGUCCCUGUCUUGCUGACGGAGCAGUACCCACAAGGCCUGGGCCCCACAGUUCCGGAGCUGGGUGCUCAGGGCAUCAAGCCAGUGAGUAAGACGUGCUUCAGCAUGGUGCCCACCUUACAGAAGGAGCUGGACAAGCGGCCCCAGCUGCGGUCUGUGCUGCUCUGUGGCAUUGAGACCCAAGUCUGCAUCUUGAACACCGUCCUGGACCUCCUGGAGCGGGGACUGCAGGUGCAUGUGGUGGUGGAUGCCUGCUCUUCCCGAAGCCAGGUGGACCGGCUGGUGGCGCUAGCCCGCAUGAGGCAGAGCGGGGCUUUCCUCUCCACCAGCGAAGCGCUCAUUCUGCAGCUUGUGCGGGACGCUGCCCACCCCCAGUUCAAGGAGAUCCAGAAGAUCAUUAAGGAGCCAGUCCCAGACAGCGGGCUGCUGGGCCUCUUCCAAGGUCAGAACCCCUUCUUGCUGAACUCCAGACCCUGACUUGAGACGGAAGCAUCAUUUUCCCUCAGCUUUGAAUCCCAGGAGUCCACCCAGAGACCUGCCCUGUGGGAGGGGAGGGUGGUU